This is a messenger RNA of Nicotiana tabacum (common tobacco), 765 nucleotides long. RefSeq lists its product as uncharacterized. The record is from RefSeq and is a predicted model, not a curated record. Lineage: Eukaryota; Viridiplantae; Streptophyta; Magnoliopsida; Solanales; Solanaceae.
AUGUGGGAUGAAUCUAGACCAAUAGAGCUCUGUAAGAAUCUGCUUUUUACUGACAAGUCGGGCCUUAAUAGGAUGGAGCGAAUUUACAGCAUAAAAAGUUGUCGUGAGAUCGAGGUUGUUGAGUCAUCUAAGCAAAUAUAUAAGGUUGUUUGUCGUAGAUGGGACCAAGGUUGUAAGUGGAUGAUGCGUGCGAUAAAGUUAAAAAUUAAUAUGUGGAUCGUGGGAAAAUACAUUAUCAAGUACACUUGUGAUAUGGACACAUUCAAUGGGAAUCAUUUUAACUUGAAUGUUGAUUUGAUUUCCCUUGUCUUGAUUUCACACAUUGAAUCGUCCAUAAGGUACAAGGUGAAAGAGUGUAUAACAUCAUUUGCGCGGGUAUAUAGGUGUACCAUUACCAAAAGAAAGGUAUUUCUCGGGCGUAAACGUGUGUUUGAGAUUGUUUAUGGCAAUUGGGAUAAGUCAUUUGCAGCUCUACUGAGGUACAUGGCUGCCUUGCAACACUUUAACCCUGGGACUGUUAUUGAAUGGAAGCACGAUCGGAUUCCUAACAUACCAGAAUACAUAUUCAUAUAUGUGUUUUGGGCAUUUAAACCAUCCAUUGAUGGUUUUGUUCAUUGUCGGUCGAUAAUCUCCAUUGACGGCACACAUGUAUAUAGAAAGUAUUAUAUAAAGAUGUUGAUUGUCAUUGCAAUAGAUGCUAAUGGAAGCAUAUUUUCCCUCGCAUUUGCUAUUUGUGCCAAUGCAAUUCAAGAAACUUGGACAUGA